Molecule: messenger RNA, 1006 nt
Organism: Fusarium odoratissimum NRRL 54006
Lineage: Eukaryota; Fungi; Ascomycota; Sordariomycetes; Hypocreales; Nectriaceae
Exons: 1
Coding region: 5-1006 (333 amino acids)
Source: RefSeq, a predicted model, not a curated record
GGCCAUGGCUUCUUUCGAGAGGUUCGCAGAGCUUCCCAAAGAGCUUCGGGAUCGGAUCUGGAGUUUCGCUGGUCGAGAUGACCGUCCUGGUGUACAUAUCUUCGGACAGUAUGACAACACAAAGGAGAACACGAGCGAGAGCCAGUUCUUAAGAUACGAUGACAGAAUAAGUAAAAGCUGGGCUGCACCUUCAUGGCGCCGAUACUAUGAGAACUUCAACGAGGACCGCAGCGACGAGAACAUCUCAACAUACUUGAUCGAUGGCGGCCUAUGGACAGCUUGUCAUGAAUCACGGCUUAUCAUGGAAAGACGAUUCGAACAGUCAAAUCGAAAGCGCGAUGACGAAGACACUUGCCCAAGACACGACAGAACAAAAGAAGUCUUCAAAAAGGCUACAACGGGCUGCUUUGACGGUACACCUCUUCAUCCGGUGACAGCCUUUCCCCACCGGGAUCUUUUCGUCCUUCAGUGUAAUGACUUGAAAAACGUCAAUUGGAGCUUACUUGGAUUAGAGGCUUCAAUGGCGUUUGAUGCAGAGGGCUUCAAUGGGGUAAUGCACGUCGCAUUAGAGUACGACCCAAAGUGGUGGGAUGAGACUCAUUCAAGGGCAACGCCUUUCUGCCUGAUUGAAGAUGUUUGGGAAAUCAUGGAGGCUGCCUUUGAAAUGUGGCCCAAUGUCUGGAAACUUUGGUUUGUUGACCGCUCCCUGAGAAGAAAGAAAGAAGCCCCAGCGUUCAAAGAAAAGGCAGACAAUGGCUACGAGAUCAAUGCCUUCUAUGCCAGUGAUAGGAGGUUUUUGGAAGUAAAUUGCAACAGUUGGGUCAGCAUGGAAAAGGAAUGGGAAUACGUCAGACCUGUGGUGGAUAAGUCGAAUGAUGGCUUCAGCUCAUCGCUGAAUUUUAUUCGAGAAUUAGAGUUAGAGCUCCGUGAUAAGUCAUAUCCCACUUCAGAUGACUAUUCCGAGCCUUACUGCAGCAUUGGGCUACUUGGGUGGGAUGAUCUAUGA